CAAAAAGAGAAACCACAGAAAGCAGUUUGCUUCUACCUUUUAUUUUUGUCUAUAUAACAACAACAACAUUGACAUAUCAAUUCACACAUAAACUCACUCUCACUCUCUCACUGUCGGCAAACUAACUUAUUCACUUUUCCGGCACUGAUUCUGCUCGGGAAAAACAACUCCGGCACAAAAUGCAGCUUUUUCCAGUCAUGUUAGCCACACUCUGCAUUGUCCUGCAGCUUCUCAUUGGCUCGUCAGCUUUGGCUACGACAAAUCGCCACGUGUCAAACUCUCAUUGGCUUCCCGCAGUAGCUACAUGGUACGGAAGCCCCAACGGUGACGGCAGCGACGGAGGAGCGUGUGGUUACGGUACGUUGGUGGAUGUGAAGCCGUUACAUGCGAGGGUUGGAGCGGUGAAUCCAAUUCUCUUCAAAAAUGGUGAAGGUUGCGGAGCUUGUUACAAGGUUCGAUGCUUGGACAAGAGCAUUUGUUCCCGGAGAGCCGUUACCGUCAUAAUUACCGAUGAGUGUCCCGGCUGCUCUAAAACCAGCACUCACUUUGACCUCAGUGGUGCCGUCUUUGGCCGGUUAGCUAUUGCCGGAGAGUCAGGGCCUCUCCGUAACCGUGGACUAAUCCCAGUCAUUUAUCGCCGGACUGCAUGCAAAUAUAGAGGGAAGAACAUAGCAUUCCAUGUGAACGAAGGAUCAACUGAUUUUUGGCUAUCUCUGCUGGUCGAGUUUGAAGAUGGAGAAGGAGACAUUGGCUCCAUGCACAUUCGCCAAGCAGGAGCCAGGGAAUGGUUAGAGAUGAAGCAUGUAUGGGGAGCCAACUGGUGCAUCAUUGGAGGGCCACUCAAGGGACCAUUCUCCAUCAAGCUCACCACUUUGUCUGCCGGUAAAACACUCUCUGCCACCGACGUUGUCCCUAGAAACUGGGCUCCCAAAGCAACUUACAGUUCCCGCCUCAACUUCUCCCCUGUCCUUUGAACCAUCUCUUCUACAUAGUCAAAGACUAUUAUAGUUCUAUUACUACUACUACUCGUGUGAUCGUUUUUUUUUAGAGAGAAACAGAGUGACUGCUGGCCGUAGGAUGGAAACAGUAAGAAAAGUACAUCCGAAUCAACGGCUAUUGCGUUCUCUCCUCUUCCUUCUUGUGAUGUGGAUUUGUGUGUGUGUGAUGUGUCGGUGAGUGUGUUAUAGAAGUCACUAUAGCCAUCUUCAAAGGGGAGAUAGAGCUAGGAGUAGUAUUUGGUGGUGUCACGUCGUUUGUUUUUUCUAUAUAAUUUUUGUCACUAUGUCUUUCUAUUAUGGGACAUGGCAUAAUAUAUCAUAUGAAUAAUUUAUCACUAUGUCUUUCUAUUGUGGGACAUUACAUAAUAAUGUAUGAUAUGAAUAUUAUGUACACUACUUCAGAGAGAGCAUUGGUAUUCUACCAGAACCUUCAGAGUAUCUCUUCUUGUUUCGUCUCCUCAAAACCCAAGAAAUAUAAAAUAUACUACGAACUAAUACGAAGCUUCAGGUUCCACUUCAGGUUCCACUUCUGUUUCAGAAACUGCAUCUUUUGGGGUUUGUUCCCAACUGAUAUUGGCUCCUAAACAUUUGUCCUUCAUGUAUUUUUCAUCUUUAGUAUAUAUCCUCUUUCCUGAUUUUGUUGGUUUUGGAUGGAGGAAGUGGUAUCACAUAUCACAUAUGUUGUAGGAUUCGUCUUCAGAAACUCUGACACAUUCUUGAUAGAUUUCUCUGUUUUCCCAUCUCUGAAGGUUGUUUGUCUGCAACUUUUACCACUAUGUUUUUCUCAAUGUUGGGAA
Molecule: messenger RNA, 1795 nt
Organism: Arabidopsis thaliana (thale cress)
Lineage: Eukaryota; Viridiplantae; Streptophyta; Magnoliopsida; Brassicales; Brassicaceae
Gene: EXPB3
Product: expansin B3
Exons: 4
Coding region: 180-974 (264 amino acids)
Cellular component (GO): extracellular region; membrane
Source: RefSeq, marked reviewed